Messenger RNA from Gopherus evgoodei (Goodes thornscrub tortoise), 1595 nucleotides. It is a transcript of the gene APTX, whose product is annotated as aprataxin. Bases 336 to 1394 code for a protein of 352 amino acids. Gene Ontology annotation, biological process: single strand break repair; double-strand break repair. Gene Ontology annotation, molecular function: double-stranded RNA binding; single-stranded DNA binding; DNA 5'-adenosine monophosphate hydrolase activity. The transcript is spliced from 7 exons. NCBI's taxonomy places the organism in Eukaryota, Metazoa, Chordata, Testudines, Testudinidae. Gene Ontology annotation, cellular component: nucleus. The record is from RefSeq and is a predicted model, not a curated record.
UGUUAAUCAUCAUAGUACCUGAUCAUCUUGGGAGUUAUCCUUGCAGUCCCAACUACCACUUGACUGUUAGGGGUAGAGUUGGGAUCCAAAAACUUAUUUUAUUCAGGCCAUCUAAUGGUAAUUAACUUUGUCACAACUAAUUUGUGUCCAAAUUAGACUGGUGGCCUACCAGAGAGAGAGAGAGAGACUGGCUUUUCACAGAAAUCACUACACUGCUGUACUACAAAUACUGUACUCUGGAUGCAGUGCCCUACAGGUCCAAAAAGCACCACUGCAGUCUCACUGAGCUUGGUUAGAAACAAAUCUUUCUUCCAAAGACCCCAGCUGCUUGAUAAAUGUUUUACACGUGGCUGCAAACUAUAUUCAAUGCAACCCCUAAGGGAUCAGCAAUCACUGGGUGCCUCAUGGGAGUUAACCCAGCCAGUGUUGACUUGGUGGAUAUUGGCAAGGAUGAGGAAGUGAAGCUGAAGCCAGGACAGGUUCUACAUCUUGUGAAUAAACUUUACCCCUAUAUUAUACAAUUCUUGGAAGUCACAGAGGUGUCUGGCGCACGAGUAGAAGGGAAGACAAAAGCAAACAAGAGGCCAUACAUAGACUCUGGGAAUAGUAACAUGAAAAACGUGUCUGAAAAAAGUAUGAAAAUGGAGCAACCAGACUUGCAAGAUGGUAGUUCAAGCUGCAAGCCAAACAAUACCAGUACUUCUUCCUCCUCUCCCCAUGACAGCUCUUCCAACCACAAGGAACAUUUAGGACAUUGGAGUCAAGGUCUGAAGAUCUCUAUGCAAGACCCAGAAAUGCAGGUUUACAAAGAUGAAAGGGUUGUAAUCAUUAAGGAUAAAUAUCCCAAAGCUCGUUACCACUGGCUAAUCUUACCCUGGGACUCCAUCUCCAGUCUAAAAUCAGUAACAAAAGAGCAUCUUGAAUUACUAGAACACAUGCAUGCUGUUGGGGAAAAGCUGAUCCAACAAUGCCUGCAUAAAGAUAGCUUGGAGUUCCGAUUGGGUUACCAUGCAGUUCCCAGCAUGAGGCAAGGAAGAGAACACUGGAGUGUGAGCUGCCAGGAGGAAAUCGGGCUGUGGCUGUUCUGCAUCGCAAAGAGUACCACUCUGAUAGUCGAUCACUUAUCCCACUUUCUUCACGUACAUCUCCAUGUAAUCAGCCAGGAUUUUGAUUCCCCUUGCCUUAAAAACAAAAAGCAUUGGAAUUCUUUUACUACAGAAUACUUCUUAAACUCUCAAGAUGUGAUAGAGAUGGUAAAGACCAAAGGAAAAGUUCUGGUUAAAGAUGGGACCUCUGAGCUCCUCAAGUUGCCCCUCAGAUGUCAUGUGUGCAAGCAACACCAGUCUACCAUUCCACAGCUAAAGGAACAUCUCAAGAAACAUUGGCCAAAAUAACUGUAAAAAUCAGUCUGAAUGCUGAUCGGUCUAAGGCUAAAAACAAUCCCCCAAAACUUUUUGUCAAGUUGCAGAGAUUUUUGUUUUUAGCUGAAUUACAAAUUCAAUCCUGGAAAGGUUCCUUGCUAGUACAAACAGCAUACGACUGACACGUCUGUAUUAACUUUUCAGAAGACAAAUAAAGUAGCCUCAAGUUCAGUA